CCCCCCCUUCCCCUUUUCCCCUCCUCGCAGUCGGCGGCGCGCCCCCGAAAAGCUUUUCCGCCCCCUCUCCAAUCGCGAGUCUUCCGGCAACUACCAACGCACGACGAGUUUUCUUGGCAAGAGAGGAACUAGGAGAAACCCUUCCGCGUCCCGUUCCACCGGCGCCGUCGACUCCACCGGUGCACGCCGUCGCGAGCUCCUGUCCGCGUCCUCGUUCUCCUUGCUGCUGGACCCGCUACUGGAGAUCGACCUGAUUCCUCCCGUGCUGUCAAUUGGAUAUUAGCCAGGCUUUCAAGGUAGAGAAAGAAGCUUUUUGUUCCAUCAUGGCCUUACCAACUCCGGCACCUGUUUUGUUUAAUGAGAACCUACAGAUAAAUGGAGGUAAGAGGGCUGAUGGACUAAGGGCCAAAGGGCUGAAGCCAUCCGAGAAUCCUGGCAAGCAAGGGAGGAGAGCUCUUCAGAAUUUGUCCAACAUUUCUAGAGGCACUGGUUUGAAGGACACUUCCACCCUGAAAGAGAAGUCCAAGCAGAAGCCUCGUAGUAAUGUGACCAACACUAUUAAAGGCACUGCUUUGAAGGACAAGCCUAUCCUGAAAGAGAAGUCCACUCAGAAACAGAGGUCAGAAGCUCUUAAGAACCCACUGAAAAUUUUAACUGAUGAAGAGAUCAAAAUGUGCCAUGAGUGGGCUAAGGAUGGGGUGGAGGGAUUUCACUCGACACAAAAUGAUUCUCAGAAGUUGGAUAAGGAUCUGCUAGACAAACGUGUCAAGAAGAAAGUGGCGGCGGUAAACUCAGCCUUGCGUGGUUGGUCAAAUACGGUAUUUGAUUCUCUAAAGUUACCAGCUACGGAGGUUGCUGAGUUUUUUUAUGAUGAACCAAAUGUGCUGGAGCUGGAACCUGAGAUUCUUCCGGACAUCAGUUGGCGUCUCACUAGUUCAGCAGAUGAUAAAGCAAAGAUGGCUGAAGACCGUCUUGAUGAGCUUGACCAGUACCCUUCUUUGGAGAACAAGCCAGUUAUGUUUGAGCUGAGAGACGAGGACAAGCCAGCGAUACCGCCACUGGGAGUGUAUUGAAGAAUCUGUGCCAGUUGGACAGAAAGUUCUGCUUGCUACGGAGCCGUCUAGUCUAGAAUGCUACUAGGUUUUGAAUAAUGAACCUGAUGUUUUUCCCCAGCUAUAUGCUCUGGUGGAUGAGGGUGAUGUGGGAUUUCACAGUUUGAGUACUGGUACCUGUUCCAGCGGAAGCGACUGUGCUUCCUGCCUUUAUGCUUGCUGAUGGUGAUGGGUGAUGGUUGUGGAACUGCGGCUGAUGUAAUUCUGUCAUUUUUCAGCAAAAACAAAUCUAUGAACUUUAUACAUUCUCAUGAAUCAUGAUAUGACUU
This is a messenger RNA of Sorghum bicolor (sorghum), 1381 nucleotides long. RefSeq lists its product as uncharacterized. Lineage: Eukaryota; Viridiplantae; Streptophyta; Magnoliopsida; Poales; Poaceae. The record is from RefSeq and is a predicted model, not a curated record. Bases 324 to 1073 code for a protein of 249 amino acids. The transcript is spliced from 6 exons.